AUGUCGCAGUAUCUCCCUCAGAUUUCAUCCGAGUCCCUUUCGGAUAAGAUUGUUCUCAUUACUGGUGGCGCAAAUGGAAUCGGCGCAAGUCUAGUACAACAAUGUCUUGAAAGUGGUGCCAAUGUCUGCUUUGGUGACCUUGACAACAUCGAAGGAGAGCGCCUGCUGAGAAAGUCUCUCGAAAGAUUCCCUUCAGAGGAAUCAGGCCAGGCCCCGCGGGUAAUCUUCCAAUCAACAGAUGUCACCAAUUAUCAAUCAGUAUUGAGCCUGUUCGAUUUGGCUUUCAAUACUUACAAGCGCAUUGACCAUGUUGUCUCUGCGGCUGGAAUCGUGGAAAUCGGGAACUGGUUCGAUUUUGGGCUCACAUUGGAAACUGUUCGUCAGACACCCACCCACAAAGUACUUGAUGUCAACCUCAUCGGCUCAAUGUACGUUGCCCGCAUUGCCUCGGUCUAUCUUCGCCAUAACCGCGGUCCCCGCGUAGGCCGCUCUAUUCUCCUGUUUUCAUGUUCCGCCGGAUUCAAAGACAGUCCCUCUCUAUUCGUCUACCAGGCCUCGAAGCAUGGUGUAGUGGGCCUGAUGCGCUCUCUGCGCAGCUACAUCUCCUCUCCAUACAAGCACAAUAUCCGCAUCAACACAAUUUGUCCCUGGAUGACUGAAACCGAAACUAUCAAAAAGAUCGAGCAGCAGUGGAAACAAGCUAGUUUGCCAACAAAUACACCACGGGAGGUUUCCACAAUCGCAACUAGCAUGCUAGUCGAUGCAUCUCUGAAUGGUCAGUCCAUGUUUGUGGAAGGUGGACGUGCCUGGGAAAUUGAACAAAAUAUUGAGCGCCUCGAAGCUCAGUGGCUUGGCGAAGCUCCCUCCAAGUCUCUUGCUGCGGGCCAGCAAUUACUCGAUGAUGGUUCCGUCUGGACAGCUACUCCUCGUAAGCGGAGCAGUAUUUCUGUGGAUGGCAUACCACCUGGUGUUCCUCUUGCUAAGAUCAAUGGCAUUGAUGGACAUAAGAAUAGCUUCCCCAAUGGCUUGACCAACGCCAACGGACACGCUGCUCCUCUUACCAAUGAAAUUCAUUGA
Molecule: messenger RNA, 1077 nt
Organism: Penicillium malachiteum
Lineage: Eukaryota; Fungi; Ascomycota; Eurotiomycetes; Eurotiales; Aspergillaceae
Product: putative 3-hydroxyacyl-CoA dehydrogenase
Exons: 3
Coding region: 1-1077 (358 amino acids)
Cellular component (GO): cytoplasm
Molecular function (GO): oxidoreductase activity, acting on the CH-OH group of donors, NAD or NADP as acceptor
Source: RefSeq, a predicted model, not a curated record